Panicum virgatum (switchgrass) is the source of this 945-nucleotide messenger RNA. Its product is annotated as glutathione S-transferase T3-like. NCBI's taxonomy places the organism in Eukaryota, Viridiplantae, Streptophyta, Magnoliopsida, Poales, Poaceae. The record is from RefSeq and is a predicted model, not a curated record. The transcript has a single exon. Bases 1 to 945 code for a protein of 314 amino acids.
AUGGAGUCAUCUUCAUCCGCCAGCUUCACAAGCUUAGUGAACUCCGCAUCAACAGCAAGUCCAGACUUCCAGCAAUACCAGAGUUUCCCUCCACCUCAUUUUCCUACAAAUUUCAGAUCACCACCAUAUGGACCUAGUCAGCAGCCUCAUUUUCCACAACAUUUCAAUCCAUUUGGAGUUCAACCAGGCUAUCAAGGUUAUCAACAAUUGCGUGCCCCACCAUCAAGCUAUCAUGGCUUCCCUUACCAUGAUGGCGUGGGGCAAUACCAGCAAAGAGCUUUCGGAGUUGGUAUGGGUGGUGAUCCAUCAUCUCCGGUUGGAUCUGCUGCCUGCUAUGGAGGUAUGGGCACUAGUGGUUCUCGUGGUGAUGAAUCAGCUUCUCCAAUCUCUAUGCCUCAGCCCAUACAUGGAGUCCCUGUCAUUAUUGAAGAAAGUGAUAGCAGUCCUGAGGAAGAAAAUAAUAAAUCUGGACGUAGAUAUUGGAGUGAAGCAGAGAAUUUACGACUAGUAAGUGCAUGGUUGAACAACUCUAAUGAUCCAAUAGAAGAUGUUGAUAAGAAGUAUGACCACUACUGGAAGGAAGUUGCCAAAGAAUACAACAAUCAUACUCCCAAAGACCGGCGUAGGUCAGUGAUUCAACUGAAAAACCAUUGGAAUAGGUAUGCACCAGUAGUUAUGAAGUUCAAUCAAUGCUGGAAUCGAAUGAAAAAUGCACAUGGUAGUGGUGAAUCAGAUGAUCAGAUAAUGGAGAGAGCUCAUGCAGUAUUUAGAAGUGAAAAUUCAGAGAAACCAUUCCUAUUUGAGUAUUGGUGGAGAAUAGUGAAGGACCAGCCUAAAUGGGGUAGAGUAUAUCCAUUAAAUGGGGUAGAGAAUAAGAGGACAAAGAUAAAUGCAGAAGGAGCUUACACAUCUUCUGGCUAUUGGACAGUAGCAGUUGAAAACUAA